Sitophilus oryzae (rice weevil) is the source of this 2190-nucleotide messenger RNA. RefSeq lists its product as uncharacterized. Gene Ontology annotation, biological process: sleep; regulation of synaptic transmission, cholinergic; positive regulation of voltage-gated potassium channel activity. The transcript has 3 exons. Lineage: Eukaryota; Metazoa; Arthropoda; Insecta; Coleoptera; Curculionidae. The record is from RefSeq and is a predicted model, not a curated record. The coding region runs from base 234 to 734 and encodes 166 amino acids.
GUAGGUUAACGGUAGUACAGCACUGAAAACGACCAUUCUGGAGAGUCAAUCAAGUGUACAGUGGCGUCGAUAGCAGUGGUGGGGGGAGAGUAACAAGCAACAGGGACAAUCUUGCCCAUAUCCCGAGUCAUCCAGGACGCUAACAACUCUGGGUGAAUUCGGGUGCGCUGUGCUAUACCGGUGGGACAAAAAGUGUCUUUGAAUCGAAGGGAAUUUUUGGAAAAAUAAAUAAAAUGUUUUUCGGCAAAGUGUCCAGUGUUUUGGUGUUGGUUUUAGCUUUAAUAAAAACUGGCUGUUUGGCUUUAGAAUGUUGGAAGUGUACGUCAGACUAUGACGCAUCUUGCAGCGAUCACUUCAACACGACUCGCAUUUUCAAGAACAGAGUUCACUUGAACGACUACGAAAGUUAUGGAACCAAUCAGCUGAACAGAAGAGAGCCUCAUCUGUUCACUUGUGAAGGCAUGCAUACGUCCACCAUUGAACAAUACAAGAACGUUUGCCUAAAGAAAGUGUAUAUAAUACCAAACAGACCCAACAAAUACAUCAGAGAAUGCCGCAUGGUACUAAAGUCUCAUAAGGUUGGAGAAUGUCCAAGUGACGUUUUGGCAGCUGCCACUGACAGGAGUCUAGUCCACUGCAGCAGUUGCGAAUAUGACGGAUGCAAUUCUGCCAACAGAAACACUGUGUUCUUAAUGGGUUUACUACCACUACUAAUAUUUAUUUUUACGCACUAGGCUGACCAUAUAUUUCCUACACUUCUAUACAGGGCUUAAAUAAAUAAGCAUACGUAAAGUAUGAAUUUAUUUAUUUAGACCCUGUAUUCUCGAUUUUAUUAUAAUAAAAAUGUGUGUUCUAUAAUAUUUAAAUUAUUAUUUUUUAAAUAACAUCGUAUAGCAAUGAUUAUUUGCUUGAUUUUGAGUGUAAUAUAACAAAUUCUAUGUGAUGAUGCCCUCUAAAUGUACCUUUAUUUAUAGUAGAUAUUAAAAAUCUGCAAAUAAUAUUUUAUUAUAUUGUUAACCGCGUCUAGCAUUGAACUAUUUAGUUUUUGUUUAUUCUUAUUUUCCAGUUAAAAGAUUGUCUCUUUCAUGUAACGAUUUUGUUAAAAUGAUUAUUUUCAUGCUUGGUAAACAAGUAGAUUAUUAACGAAAAAACCUAUGGAUGUUAAAAAAAUUGUUUUAAAUUAUGGUUUGUAUAUAAUAACAAUUUAUUUGGUAGUGUAUGUAGUUUUUAUUCUUAUAAUACGUGUUUUAAAUGCUAUGUUUUUCUAUAACCUUUCUAUAUUUUUUUAAUCAAAAAUUAUAUAAAAUUGGUUAAUUUUAAGAAAGAAAUCAUAUUAUUAUAUAAUUAAAAUAAAUUAAAUAACAAAUGACGGGGUUGUUAAAAGACAAUUAUAAUUUUUAAUAUUUAUUAUAACCUACUCGUAAUUUUUUGUAACUUAAUAAUAUUUAACAAACUUUAAUAUUAUAGAUUUAAAUUAACAAAGACUUUAGAAAAAUUAGUAAUAGAUACAACAAUUUUUAUUUCUAAGCUUACUGUGACGUCUUUUUUAUUCUAAUACAAGGCAUUUUUGACAGAAAAAUUAAAAAAUACUCUAAUUGCUGAGUUCUUCUGUGAAUCAUGACACCCGUUCUUGUGAUUUCUUCUUUGAAAUUUAAAAACCUGACUUUGGUUUAUUUCUUCUCAAAUAUAUGAGUUUAAUUGUCAUUUAAAAGGCAACUAUGACGUUGUUCAUUUUUCGAUCCCAUGAUGUUUAAUCCAUAAUACUAAGAAGUUUUUAAAAGGUUUUUGGUGGAUCUUUAUUGAUAUGAAUUUUAUUAAAUUUGAAAAGAAAUCAGCUGUCACAAAAAUAAUCUAUAGCCAAAUCGAAUAUGAAAUGUAUUUUUGUCAGAUGUAUAUGGUACUUUUUACUUUAGAUAUAGGGUGAUAUAUUUUGUAUUCCUUAUUAGUAUAUAUUUAUAUAGUAUGCAUAUUCCCAUUCUAGAAUGUUGUAAGUAUAGUGGUUGAUCCAGUUUAUAGUAACUGAACGUCAAAGCUCGAUUGAGAAACGCUUUAAAACAGUUUUUUUUAUCGAUUAUUAAUGUUCUGCUGGAUCACUCUGUAUAUAUUUAUUUGGUUGAUAUUUUUUGUUUAGUUUAUAAUUUAGAGGCAUUAGUAAAAAUUAUAAUAACUAUAUGAUGAUUACAAUAUAUA